AUGUCGGCCGUGCAGCCAGCCGCGCCGAGUCGGCCCGCGGCCGUCGUGGCCGUGAGCCGCCGGUCGCUCUACGUCAGCCUCGCAUGGGCCCUCUACGUCGUCCUGACCCCGAUGCAAGCGUAUCUGUACGAGAGCUACCCGUGGCAGGUCGAGACGCCGACGGACCACCCGCGCGCGGACGCCAACUGGCACGACGCGUCGGCAUAUUGGCUCAACUACAGCCAACACCGGGCGACCUUUCUGCCAGGCGCGCCAUACGAGCACGACGUCGCGUGCAGCAUGGACAUGCACCGCAUGGUACUCAACCUCAGCGAGCCCAUUCUCGCGAGUGCCUGCCACGAAAGCUUUGUGUACACGCUCAACAAUGGCGCGCUCCUCAGUACAAGCCUUCAAGACACGCUCUGCGCGUUUGCCGCCGAGCCAUCGCUUCGCGGCGUCGGAGGCUGCCAGCAAAACCACGCACUGCACCUCGAAGUGUCCAUCAUCUGCAUGUGGAUCGUGCCUGGGAACGACGUGGAUGCAUCCGCAGCGUCGGCGCCCGGUGUCUUUACGUACUACAGCUCGUUUCGCAUGUCGCCGUCGGUCCGCUUCUUGGAAGGCAAGUUGCUGCUUCGCAUGGCACUGGUCCUGCACAUGGCGUUUCUCAUGUGGCACCAAUACUACCGUGUCGUCUUCGAGGCAAUGGCAUCCUGCCAACGCUACCCAGCGUCGCGCGUCACCUUGUUUGUUGGCGACCCCACGAGCCUUGCGCUCGUCGACAUUGUAUCUACGACGGGCAUGUGUCUGGACCUAUGGCUCAGCGCGCCCGUGAUUGGCUCGGCCAUGCUCGCGGUCGUUCAAGUGGAUGCUCUUUGGUUUCACUUUACCGCCUACGUCUACCUCUCGCGCACUGCGUGGCUCGCGUACGCCUUCGUCUCGGGCUUGAGUCGCGUCCUCAAAAUGUACGGAGCUGAAGACCGCUUCACGCCACUCGACCCGACGGUUCUUUGGCUCGUUGCCACGCUCGUCGCGGGGCCGCUCACGUAUGUGCAAGGCCAGUCGAGUUUGUGUGUGCAGCUGUACGUUUGGUUCUUCAACGCACCGGCCGUCCACCCGAGCGCGAUUCAAAUCCUGUAUGCGCUCGCUGUCUUCUUCCUCACGAUUAGUCUCUUGCCAAUGCUCUUGGGGUGGCGCCGCGUGCCUUUGCUGCCCGCGCCCAUCGCGCCCUCCGCGGGCGCAACCCUCUCCAAGUUUGCAUCGCCAGCCUUCAACGACUACAAGCACCAGCUUCUAUGGCGCUUUAUCAUGGGCCGAACACUGCUGCAGACACCGGGCCUCCACUUUCAAGGCGGUGGUAUCUAUGCUUUUGGCCACACGAUGCCGGCAAUGCGGCAGUCGCCGUGCUUGAGCCAGCGUGGCACCGACUGCUUCGCAGUGCUCUGCGACGACAAGGGCGACGCCACUGCUUGCGUGCGCUUGAGCUUGAUGUGCACGCUCGAUAUUCACCAGCGCGGCUUGGAGAUUGGCACUGGCCUUGAUGACGAGGUCUUUGGCCACGUUUCGAUCGAGGUCGACAAGACGACGAACGCAGCUGUGUACCGCUUGACCAAGCCGCUCGGCAGCUGCGCAUGGCUGGAGUAGUAUAGGCAUCUCGGUGGUGCUGGCCAAUAAUUACAUACUAGUACUGCAUGUCCA
Saprolegnia parasitica CBS 223.65 is the source of this 1674-nucleotide messenger RNA. RefSeq lists its product as hypothetical. The record is from RefSeq and is a predicted model, not a curated record. The transcript has 5 exons. The coding region runs from base 1 to 1620 and encodes 539 amino acids. NCBI's taxonomy places the organism in Eukaryota, Oomycota, Saprolegniomycetes, Saprolegniales, Saprolegniaceae.